CGUGUCCUCCAUCUCUAUUCUCGUCUCGCGUCGUAACGCGCCGCCGCAUAAAACACACGCAAGGACGUCGUCGUGGCUAGCUAGCCGACCCGCGCACGCAGCAGCAGCUCCCGCCCAUCGAUCGAUGGACGGCGAUACGACGUUCACGAAGCUGUUCGUGGGGGGCCUCGCGUGGGAGACGCGACGCGACACGGUACGGAGCCACUUCGAGCGGUUCGGCGAGAUCGUCGAGGCCGUCGUCAUCGUCGACAAGCACACCGGGCGCUCCAAGGGCUACGGAUUUGUGACGUUCAGGGACCCAGAGGCCGCGGCGCGGGCGCUGCAGGACCCGACGCCGGUGAUCGACGGGAGAAGGGCCAACUGCAAACUGGCGGCGUUUGGGAUACCCAGGCUGAGUCCCGCAAUGAUCGCGUGGUCUCCGUCGUACCAGGGCUGUCCUCCUGGUGCAAUGGCGACCUACUACUUCCCCCAACCUCUCUACGCCAACCCUUACUACUACUACGGGUAUGAUGGAGGAUAUUCUCCGGACAUAAUGUACCAAACGCAUAUGGGCUACUACGGCGGAUACGGGUACGGCGUAUCUGGAACACAGCAACAACAAGCGCAACCGCUCCCGUACAACACGGCUGCUAGGCCGGCCGGAGUUCACCAAGUCCAGCAUCUCCAGGCGGCCGGUGAUCAGACACGGAGCUCUCAUGCACCAGCCGUGCAAAAUUCGCAGACGUCGCAGCGCGACUACGUGCAGAAAACACAGCACAAGCCUCGGUCCUACGCCGCGGCCGUUGCAGAGAAACCCAGCGGUGAUGAAAUAGGAAGGACGGCAACUGGAAGCGUCUCAGGUGCUUCAGAAGGAUCGCCCGAUAGGACUCCUGUCUCUUGACAUCUUACCAGAAUCCUAGCACCCUCACGGUACACUCAUCCGAGCAAUUCGCUGUGACUAACUUCUGAGAUAUUCAGAAUUUACCCGUCAUUUUAAGACGACAAUGUAACUGCACUUUGUCCAAUAAGGCGCGUUCUGAAUCCAUAUCAGCUAAAUUUCAGCCUUUGAUAACUGCUUCUGUUAAUCGUU
This is a messenger RNA of Oryza brachyantha (malo sina), 1069 nucleotides long. RefSeq names its product RNA-binding protein 24-like. The record is from RefSeq and is a predicted model, not a curated record. NCBI's taxonomy places the organism in Eukaryota, Viridiplantae, Streptophyta, Magnoliopsida, Poales, Poaceae. Gene Ontology annotation, molecular function: RNA binding. The transcript has 6 exons. Bases 125 to 880 code for a protein of 251 amino acids.